CUGAGGCCACAGCUCAAGUACUGCCUUCUGCAGACCUUACUGGCCCUCUCAGUUCAGAAAGGGCACUGAGGUGCUGCAGUGUUCCAGAGCAAAAGCUUGUGAAAGGUCUAGGAAACUUGACUCAUAGGAAUGGGUGAGGGUCCUGGGAUUGUUUUGUCUCAAGAAGAGGAUGCUCAUGGGGCAUCUCAUCGUCCUCUACAACUGCCUGAAAGGAGAUUGCUGUGAAGUGGGGACUGGUCUCUUCUGUGGCUACAGAGGACAAAAGGAAAUGGUCUAAAGCUGAGACAGGAGAGUCAGAUCAGGUAUUAGAAACAUUUUCACUGUUAGAGUGGUCAGACACUGGACUAGGUUGCCCAGGAAUGUGGUGGAGUCACCAACCCAGAGGUGUUUAAGAGGCAUCAGAAUGUGGUGCUGGGUGAUGUGAUUUAGUGGUUGAGGGGUCACAGUGGUAGUGCUGGGUGGAUGGUUGGACUUGAUCUCAAAGGUCUCUUCCAAUCCUGAUGAUUCUGUGAGUGUGUGGGUUUGUGCCCACCAGCAAUAUGCAAUGGCACUGGAUGAGUGGUGCUAUAGUACUGGCAACCAAGCAAUGGCAUCACCGCAAAAGUACAUCCUCUGGAUGUUACAGCAUUAGGCUAUUAGUCACUGAGAACUAAGCACAUGCAGAAUAAGGAAGAGGUAAGGGUAAGCUUGUCCUCAGGACCUUAACAGAAAACUAUGGUUUAUACCUUGUGGGAAAGGGGGAACAUGGACUUUAAUUCUUAUGUAACUCCCUGGCUUGGGAGGGCUAGAAUGUUGUGUCUGUCAUGAUCCUAAAGAAAAACCACUGAAAGACUCUGCUCCACUCUAGUGAGAUCCCAUCCAGAGAUCCUCAGUACAGGAAAGAUAUAAACCCAUUGGAGCAGGUCCAGAGGGCGGCCAAGAAAAUGCUGAGAGGGAUGAAGGCUUCUCUUACUAAGAAAGGCUGAGAGAGUUGGGGUUGUUCAGCCUGAAGAAGGUUUUGAGAAGACCUUAUUGUGGUCUUUCAAUACUUAAAGGAGGCUGUUAAGAAAGCUAGAGACAGACUUUUUAGUAGGGCUUAUAGUUAUAAGACAAAGGGCUUAUAGUUAUAAAACAAAUGGUUUUAAAUGAAAAGAGGGUAGCUUUAGACUAGAUAUAAAGAAAAAAAAUUCUGCUACCAAGCUGGUGAAGCACUGUAACAGGCUGCCCAGAGUGGUGGCAGAUGCCCCAUCCCUGGAAACACUGAAGGUCACAUUGGACUGGGCUCUGGGCAAUCUGAUACGGUUGAAAACAUCCCUGCUCAUUGCAAGUAGAUUGGGCUAGGUGAUCCUUAAAAGCUCCUUCCAACCCAAACUAUUCCCUGAUUCUCUGAUGCUCUGAUUCUCUGAUUCUCUGACCUGGUUGGGCUCUCUUGGCCAUUGAGUCUAUGUAAGCAGUGCCCUGCAGAGAACUGUGAAUCCUGUGUGUGUAGCUAAUCCCAGCUAUUCUGGUCCCAGUGUCUAGCAUUACGAGUGGAUGUAGGGGAUGUCAGGGAGCAGCACGCUGCAGAGGGAGCACUGCACCUCUGUAGUCUGCCUGUGGCUUUUGGGACAGGCACAUAGUGCUGCUGUGUAAUGACACUAGCUGCAUGGAGAAAAUAGAAGUGGAGAGCACAUUAAUUGCAAGCUGGUUUUGUUCAAUUCACAGGGUCAGGUGCUAUCACCUGAUUUGUACAAGUUUGUGCCUGUGACACGUCCUUGCCUGAAACUCAAACUAAUGGAUCCUGAGUACUGAGUGACUCUAAGAUUUGCAUUUGGAAUGCUAAGUGGAAAUAAAUUUUUUACUGAAAUGCUUCCAGCUUUAAGAGUGUCAGACAAAGCUCUGGAGAGACAGGAGGUGUGCUAUUUUGAGCCACGUUCCGGUGAGAGAUCCAUCAUGUAUGCGGGGGGGCACAGAGGGUGAGAUUGACAUGACACGUGUGUAGGACAACUCUGGCCCCUUACCAAGGGCAGAAUCAAAUGUCUAAUCAUAGGCAGAGCAGCAGCUGAGAGUUCAGAAGAGCAGUGAAGGUUGGGCUUGACAGUCUCAACUCGUGUGUGUGUGUGAGAACUUCAAGGAGAAAGUGAGCAGAGGGCCUUGUGGGGACUGGAGAGUGGUGGUGUGAAUUGUGAAUAUGGGAAUAGAAGAUUCUGCCUGUUAAGAACUGGAGUCUGUACUGAAGUUGUGAAGACAAAAUAUCUAAAGCACAGAAUCAUGGGAGCUGAAGAAGAAAUGCUCAUCACUCUGUCUGGAGGUGCCCCCUGGGGCUUCCGCCUGCAAGGGGGUUCAGAGCAGAAAAGACCCCUUCAAGUAUCAAAGAUUCGAAAGAGAAGCAAAGCGUGCCGUGGAGGCCUGUGGGAAAAUGAUGUUCUAGUAUCUAUCAAUGGGAAGUCAUGUGCUGGCCUGUCCCAUGCUAAUGCCAUGCAGAUCAUCGAUUCCUCCAAUGGCAUGCUCAACAUCCGUGUGAAAAGGAUAGUUGGUGGGGACCAGACUGGCCCGUGGCUCCAGCGUUCCCCUUCUCCAGGGCAGCGAGUGCUCUCUCCACCAUCUGCGCCCACCCCCUCAGCACAGUUACUCAGCUCUGAACCAGCAGGAGCCCCAGCCACCACCACACAGCCCUCACAGGCAUGGAGGUCACAGAGGCACCUGGAGAGCCUCACGUCCCCACCGGACAGCGAGGCCUACUACGGCGAGACAGACAGCGAUGCUGACAAUGUGGCGCAGGAGAAGCACCGCCGCGCUCGCAGGAAGAGCCCACGCUCCCCACCUGACAGCACCACCGGCCGGGCGGAUGCACCUCAGGACGAGGUGUCCCUGUCUGAACAGAGUGGCUACGAGAGCAUGCCGGAGGCUGCUGCGCAGGGAGGGGCAGAGCUGGCCAGCUCCAGCGGGGUGGCCAAGAGGGAGAUUGUCUGCCUGCCUGGCAGUCGCACAGACACUCCGUUCUCAGACAGCGAGGGACAGCUGCGGCCGCCAUCAGCAGAGGGACGGGAGCCUUCUCCAGAGGCAAUGCUCCUGCCCCACGCCACCAAGGCUAUCCGAGCGGAACGCCAUCUCAUCCCCAUGGUGGGGCCAGUGGAACAUCCCAUUGACGAAGACCUAACCACCACUUAUACAGAGAAAGCCAAGCAGGCCAAGCUCCACCGCCACGAAAGCAUCCAGGAGAAGAAUGUGAAAGAAGCCAAAACCAAGUGCAGAACCAUUGCAUCCCUGCUGACAGAUGCACCCAACCCCCACUCCAAAGGGGUGCUGAUGUUUAAGAAACGCAGGCAGAGGGCUAAGAAGUAUACAUUGGUAAGCUUUGGCAGUGUUGAUGAAGACCGCUCCUACGAGGAGGAAGACGGAGUUUUUCCAACUAGUGAGUCUGAAUUUGAUGAGGAAGGUUUCUCUGAUGCCCGAAGCCUAACUAAUCACUCAGACUGGGACAACACUUACCUAGACAUUGAAAAAUCCAAAUCUGACUCUGAACAGAAGGAAGAGAAGCAAAAAGGUUUGAGUGAGGCCUCAGGUAAAGGAGCACGAUUAUUUGAGCAGCAGAGGGAACGGGCUGGGAAGUACACAGUUGAGAAAACUCCAGUGCAGAAGAGCCCAGAGCUUGCCCCAGCUGCCCAGCCAAAGCAGGGCACAGUGAACGGAGAUAUGCCUGUGCCAGAGAAGGCAGACAAUGUGCCCCUCAGCAUCCACCUGGAAGCUGUGCAAGUGCCCAGCAAGCAGCCAGCUACUGUCCCCACUCAGCUUCUGACUGCCCCCAGCCCCACUUUCUUCCCUCCUCCCCCAAGCACCCCUGACCCCUUCACUGCAAGUUCAACAAGCAUGUUCAACAGGUCUGCAAGGCCCUUUACUCCUGGCUUUUCUGGCCAGCGUCCAGCAACAUCCUCUGUCAUCUUUAGGCCACCUGCACCCAAAAAACCCACUGAAAAUCUGGGUGGGCAAAGCACAGUGGUUCCUCCUUUCUCACCUCUGGUCCCAGGAACACCGGCCAAUGCACCAGUGCCAACACAGCGUGGUCCAGUCAGCUCCUCCACAUCUCUGUAUAUUCCUGCACCAGGAAGACCAACAUCACCACUGGAGUCACAGCCAAAAGUGGGAGGAGGCGCUUCAGAGGUCAAGCCUUCUGCCAACACUGCCCGGACAUCCACCACCUCUAUCUUUCUGUCAGCUCCCUCAAAGCCAGGAGGGGAUAUGGCCUCCGCAGCAUCCCAGCCACGAGUCCCUGGAACAGCCUCUUCUUCAUUGUAUAUUAGUCCAGCACCGUCACAGCACAUGAGAAGCAGUUCCCCUGUGCCAAAACAGCCUUCUCCUGCCAUCACUCCAGCAAUGCCACGACCUCCUUCAGAGCCCUUAACCUCCAGGGAGCAGAGGAUUGCUGUGCCAGCUCCCCGCACAGGCAUCCUGCAGGAGGCUCGCCGACGGGGCAACAAAAAACCCAUGUUCAGUAAGAUUGAGGAGAAGAAGAAGAAUUCACCCAACCCUGAGCUCCUGUCUCUGGUGCAGAACCUGGAUGAGAAGCCAAAGGGUGACCACCCUGCGGCAGGCUUUGAGUCUGGGCCUGAGGAGGACUUCCUCAGCCUGGGUGCUGAAGCCUGCAACUUCAUGCAGUCCUCAGGCCGCAAGUUCAAGACCCCACCUCCAGUGGCCCCCAAGCCUCAGCAAGAUGCUGGAUUGGUAAAUGGGGCCCAGGACAUGCCUCAGCUUAAAGGCAAGGGGGCAGAGCUCUUUGCCAAACGCCAGAGCCGCAUGGACAAAUUUGUGGUAGAAACAACACCGAAGCCAGACUACAAGCCCAGGACCCCCUCUCCAUCCCCUUCUCUACCCUCAUGCUGGAAAUAUUCACCCAACAUCCGAGCUCCCCCUCCCAUAGCUUACAACCCAAUGCAUUCCCCUUUCUAUCCCCUGGCAGCCAGCAAAUCUCAGGCUAGCAAAGCAGAGAGCAAAGUGAAAAAGGCACCUGGCCAGAAAUCGGGGAUCAAGGUCAUUGAUUUAAUGCGCCACCAGCCCUAUCAAUUGAAGUCAGCCAUGUUCUGUUUUGGGGAUCCCCCCAGCCCCAGCACUCAGAAUACUCCUGGUCAGCCAACCCCACAGGCUAGCUCAUCCUUCAUGGCAGCCAAGCAGGUCCCUGUGAAAAUAGCCAAGACCCAGGAGAUUCGUCGCUUCUCCACUCCGGCUCCUAUGCCAGCCUCCAGCAGCCUGGCACCCACUGUGCUUGUGCCCCGCUCAGCCACCACGCUGGAUGAGCCAUUGUGGAGAACAGAAAUGGCUUCUUCUGCCCCUGCUACACCAGCACCCUUCCAGGUGGAGCUCAGCCCCUCCCCUAAGCCAUAUCAGAGCUCCCCAGAGCCUGGACAGGUGGGACAGGGACCUCCUCCAAACUCAGCCUCUGCCUCUCGGUUUCAGGUGGCCAGGCCCAAAUUCUCUGCAGCAAGAACAGGCAUGCAGGCCAAUGUGUGGAGGCCAAGUUUUGGCCAUCACUGAGGCAGGCACCCCUCCCAUCCUGUCUGUGGCCCCGCAGAGAUAGUGCUUGUUUUGUCUUUCAUGUCAGCUCAGUACAUUGGGAUGAGUGACACAAAACGGAGAAAAAAAAACUUAAAAAAAUUACUGCCCUUCUGCACCACUCCCUUCCCCAGCCUCCCCUUGGUCUCAGAUGGGAUGCUUCAUGGAAAGGCUUACUGGCUGUGGCUACAGUAGGAGGAAGAAUGUGGAGAGAGGGCACGUGUGUGGUACACAAAGACUGGGAACUCGUACACAGCAGCAAAACCCACCUCCAGAGGGGGUGAAUGGCAGAAAUUAUCUCACAUGGAGACACACAUGAAGCAGUAGUUUUCCUUUCCCAAGGAGUCACCCCUGCAUGGAAGGAAAGUAGGAGGCAAGAGCUUUCCAGGAAGAAAGGGUGAGAGGUGGGAUUACAGAGCAGAAGCCCCAGCUUUCCCUGAGACUGUUCUUCUCUGAUCCUCCCAGUCUGUACACAUUCACUUGUGUGUGCACAUAGCAACACUCAGCAGGGAGUGAAAGGACAAGUGGGGCCUCACCUGCGACAUUUCUCCCAGAAUUCCCUCAUGGGAAAGAAGGCAAGAGAGCAGAGUGAGCAGUGGUGUUUGCCCAUGAACAUGUGGGCAGUGUGGCCUGUGCCUGAGAGUGCCCAUGUGUGCCUGUUCCUCCAGUCACCGGGGCUGGGAGUAAAAAGGAGAAUCAUCCUAGCUGGUCAUAAUCAUCACUGUCAGGUCUGGAAAUAGUUUGCCAAAGAGAGGCUUUGAGGGGACCUGAUGGGGCUAUCACCAGCUGCAGGAACUGCAGAAAGAAGUAUCCAUUUUUGAGGAUACACAAAGUCAAAGUUAAGCUCAGGGCAGUGUCUGGUUGGCACAAAGAAAGGCCCUGCAGCAUCAGUCCCACUGACUAGGAUAUGGAUGCUGUAAGUAGAAAGGUGGAUUGCAUGGGAGGAGGUACAGUUGGCUUUAAAAUGAGGCAGGACUGAAUAUGCAUUUGUUCAUGAUCUUUUUAUUUAGUUUAGGACAGAAAUGGGGCUAGAUUAGAAAUGGGUCAUGACAUAAAACUUACUGAAAGCUUUGUGAUGAGGGGAAAACAGAGGGCUUUUACAGACAUUCUCAGCAUGGAAGUGGAGGUCGGGAAAACAGAAAGUCACAAGUAAAACUUCAUACAAAAUGACUUAGGUGUUAUUGUGGGGCCUAUUUGGUAAAAACUGAAGUGCUCUGAGAAUCCCAGAGGAUCUGCACUCAUACACAUAUAUGGAGUUCAGUUUGCUGGUGAUGCUGGGGAAACAGUACUGGUUAUUCCUUGAAUGUCCCGGGCUAGCCUCCAACUUAAUCUCUACACUACAGGCAUACAGGAAGAAAGCACUGCCUUCCCAAGGAAGAAUUCAGCAUUUCAGUAGGGACUGUGCAUGUGUAUGUGCAUGUCAUCUAUACUCUGGUUUACACACCCCAGCCAUUCACUUUCUGCUUGUGAUCCUCCUUUGCCAGCAGCCACUUUUCCAGUGUGAUCCCACAAGUACACCAAGAAAACAUUACUGCUGUAGCACUGGCUCCAAACACAGCAGAUGCCCCAGCUGCAGGGAAGCACCUCUUUCUGGGUCAGGGUUGCCUAGGCUUUUGCAAAACCCAGAGCAAUGUGUACAGGAGGCAGAAUGAGAGUCUCAAAGCCCUGUCUCCCUUGAGACAAGUCUCCCUCUCAUUAGACUUGCACCUCUGCUUCAAGCAGUAGCCAUUCUCUGACUGGACUGAGCACAAACUUUGGAAAGUGUAGGUUCAGGGGAAAAAAAAAAAGGAAUGCAAGUGGGUCUGAAACCAUCUGUAUGCAGGGCAGCUAGUGUUGUUUCAUACUAAAUCUAAGCCAACCUUCCUCUGCACAGCAAGAGCUUAUGAUGUGUAGCUUUGUCAUGAUAGCUGGGGCUCUACUUUUUCUUGGAGACCUGAAAGUCUUUCUCUGUGAGCAGCUGGAGAUUUUUCAUGUGUACUCUCAUAUGAAGAAAAAGAAGGCUGGAAAACCUAGCCAGCACCUCUGAUCCUGGACAAGCUUGGAAGGGAGAGAAUGAGAGAAAAGGAGAAGUAAUUCACAAUUCUGCCUUGAAAUCCUUCACACUCUGGCUGGACUUUUUUGCACACCUGUGUUUGCAGUGCACAUUCC
Passer domesticus (house sparrow) is the source of this 7653-nucleotide messenger RNA. It is a transcript of the gene SYNPO2L, whose product is annotated as synaptopodin 2 like. Gene Ontology annotation, cellular component: actin cytoskeleton; nucleus; Z disc. Gene Ontology annotation, biological process: positive regulation of actin filament bundle assembly. Lineage: Eukaryota; Metazoa; Chordata; Aves; Passeriformes; Passeridae. The transcript has 4 exons. Gene Ontology annotation, molecular function: actin binding. The coding region runs from base 2230 to 5487 and encodes 1085 amino acids. The record is from RefSeq and is a predicted model, not a curated record.